AUGGGUAGCUUGUUUAUAAGAUGCUACAUGUCAGCAGGAGACAGGAAACGAGUUCGAUUCGAGACGAAAGAAGUAUCAUCAUCUAAUAUGGCGUGGAACCAAUCCUUCUCUUUCGAUUGUUUCGGACCCGAAGAAUCCGUGAGCAACAUGCUGCUGGAAGGAAGCGUGAUGUUUGAACUCCGAAGGAGGUGCGGAACUUCAUUUUUUGGAAGAACAGGAAAGUCACAACUCCUGGGAAAAGCCGAGGUUCCUUGGAACACCGUUUAUGAAUCAUCGACGAUGGAUAUCGAGAAAUGGAUUGUGAUGAAUCCGAAAAGGAGGUUGCCUGAGGGUGUGAAGCCCCCUGCUAUUGAAGUUGGAAUGAGAGUUACUGGAGCUCAAAAAGCUUUAAACCAUAGGAAAAGCAGUGGUGGGGAAAUUUUAGAGGAACGUGAAAUAUUUGCAUUAGAUGCAGCUUUGGAGUUCUCAUGUUAUUAG
Molecule: messenger RNA, 477 nt
Organism: Daucus carota subsp. sativus
Lineage: Eukaryota; Viridiplantae; Streptophyta; Magnoliopsida; Apiales; Apiaceae
Exons: 1
Coding region: 1-477 (158 amino acids)
Source: RefSeq, a predicted model, not a curated record